AUGCGAGGUCUCAUACUUCGACCACUCUUGGUGGCAUCUGGACUAGGACUGCUCAUAGGAGGGAGUCUGGGUGACGAAGAUCCUGCAGACCGCGACGCCAAAACGCUUGUCGCCUCUGACAUUUUCGAAAUGAUCCCGGCCGGCAAAGCUGGGUCAUGCUCCGGGAAAAAUGUCAACCAGCCUCUCCGGGACGCGGCGACAAUGGCCGACAAGGGCGUCGACGUUCUGGAGAAAUUCGUUCACAAUGUUAUGGCGAAUGAUAAGGAGAAGCAAGGCAUCCGAUAUGCAAACAUGGUCUAUUCUAUGUUUGGGGCGGCAUAUACAAUCGACGAGGACGAAGAGAGCUCCGACGACAGCUCCGACGACGGUUCGAGCGAUUAUGAGCCCAGCGGGGAAGAAAUCAGGUUCUACAAGGGUGGGAACAGGUUACAGGAAGCAUUGGAGAACUUCCAGGCCGUCCAAUUCAAAUUGAAAAACACCGAGCCUCAAGGAAAACUGAUGUGCGGCGAUGGCGACCUGAAAUUAGUCCGCACACUGGGCGAUCUUGGCUUGGAGCCUAACAACGAGCUGAUUUCGAAGAAAAAGAAAGACCACAAUAUCAAAGCUUAUUUACUGUCCCGACAUUUCUCCAAGGAGGGGCCGAAAGGUGUCUACGAGCUGGACAAAGCUCUUCUCCUUGAACUCACCAGCGAGGAUUAUAAAUACCUCAAAGACGGGAUGUGCAAGAAACAUCUGGGCAUAAUGAUCCGGAAAUACGAUUUGAUGGUGGUAUGCGACAAGGCCUUUGAAUUACCGACGCUUCAAAGCACAAUCGACAAGCAAGACAGUCUCGCGCGCCAACCCAUGCAAGAUUCAAAAGGCAUAUGGCUUAUCGAUAAGCAACGGACGACUGGCUUCGUUGUCCUCCACGAGGCCUUUCAUUGGAUCAAGGAUAGUAGGGACUGCGACAUGAGCCUGACGCUUGGGAUUGCCGAUACUUAUGCCAUUUUUGGGCAAGGCGUUACCUUGAACAAAGUGAACUGGUAUCCCAACGGGUACUUUGACAACAUAAAAUCCGGGAAAGUAUACAGGUGA
Messenger RNA from Penicillium alfredii, 1074 nucleotides. RefSeq lists its product as uncharacterized. Bases 1 to 1074 code for a protein of 357 amino acids. NCBI's taxonomy places the organism in Eukaryota, Fungi, Ascomycota, Eurotiomycetes, Eurotiales, Aspergillaceae. The record is from RefSeq and is a predicted model, not a curated record. The transcript has 3 exons.